UUGUAAACACCACUCCUGCUUCAGUGAGAGCCUCUUCAGUGUCAGCUAACAAGAUGUGCCAGCAGCUAAUAUUUCACCCGAGAAAAGCUUUUACUCGUCGCCACAAAAGUUAUUGCUGAUAAUAAUCCCGGAGGCUAUCAUAUGGUGUUCUAAAUUAUUUUAGGAGGGCCUUUAAAGGACCGCGUCCAGCUGCUGCCUUAGCUCUGGAGCUAACUCUCAGAAGAGUUCACUCCGCUUUUUUACCGCUACACCUGGAAAGCCAAAGCCCGUCCUGAUGGUGCUGUCCCUGGUAAGCCUCUGUGCCAAGGAGGUGGUGAGCGACCACAGCUCGUCGCCCGGCUGGCUCAGGUGGGUGCCCAGGGAGCUGUACCGACCGCUGCUGGAAGCCGCCUUCUCCAGCUGCAGACCGCUGACUGUGGGCGAGCUGGUGCAGCGGUGGCCCGAGCGCACGCUGCGCAUCGGGGGACGCAGGAGGCAGGGACAGACUGCACCCAACCGACUCUGCAUCCAGGCUCUGCUGCUCGCUGUGGUCAGGGGACUGUCCGAUCAGCGGUGCUCUCUGCAUCUACUGGACCUCUCUGGUCUUCAAGGAGAUGAGGGAGGGAUGGGUGACCCGAUGGGGGGCUGGUCCCUGACUGUGGCCCUCUGCACCAUGGUGGUUCAGGCCAGAGCUGGAGCACGGAGGACACAACGGAAAGAAGGAGACCGAGAGAGAAAACGCUUCUCCGCCCUUGAAAGAGAAACGGAUAUUAAAAGAGAAAGGGGGCAGAGGAAGAGAGGCAUGGACCUAAGCAGUGAUGAUGGAGAGAUGGUUGAAUGUUCUGCCCCUACGAGUGAAGAAGACCUGAUUAAAGGAGUUCGGAGGAGAAUGGAGAUAGUCCGUAAAAAAGAGACAGUAGUGACAGCUUUGGGAGGCAGUAAAAAAGAAAGUGAAGGCCAGGAGCCAGAAACUGACGUUCUCGUGCAUGUGAGAGCUGAUCUGUUUGUCAAUGCCCGAUCCUGGGAGCGUGUUCGUGUGGCUCUGAGCACAGCGGGACCUCUGAAGCUUCAGUGCAGGUACCUGCGCGUGGAGGAGAUUUCUGUGUCCAGCAUCAGGACGCUGCUGGACCUGCUGCCUCCCAGGGGUCUCCUGGGCAUUGACAUUCGCUACAGUAGCCUCGGGGUGGCCGGUUUGGCUGAGCUGCUGCCUCAGCUCUCCACCUUCCCUGCCCUGAACUCCCUUCGCCUGCACUACUGUAACCUGGACUUCCGCAGAGACCACCUUGGCCAGGAGCAGGCACUGAGGGACCUCUCGCAGGGCCUCAGACACCUGCAGGAGCUGCGGCAGCUCAGCCUGACGGCACUGCGUCUGCCCGGCCAGCUGCGAGUGCUGCUCAGCUCAUUGCCUCAGCCUCUAGAGAUAUUGGAGCUGCCUUACUUGAGCCUGAGUCCAGUCGACCUUGCGUACCUCUCCACCAGCCACCAUGCCUCCACGCUGCAGCAGCUGGAUCUGAGUGAAAACCGCUUGGACGAAAGCAUUCCCUCCAUCCGCCGCCUCCUCUCCGAGGCCUCCGGCAGCCUGCAGCACCUCUCUUUAAGCGGCUGUGGCCUGACUGACGGCCUGCUGGGACUCCUGCUGCCCUCGCUGGGAGGCUGCUGGGCCCUCAAGAGCCUGGCUCUGGCCCUGAACCCGCUCUCCAUGACCGGUCUCGUGGACCUGGUGAAGACGGCCGUGAGAAUGCCGUCCUUGCGUCAGCUGCUGUAUCCUAACCCCCUGGAAGACUACCAGCCGGGCCUUCCCGACCUGCCCUCCAGCGCUCAGCUGUUGGACUGGCCUCUGGAUGACAGCACGGACAUCAGCCUGACCAGCAGUCAGCUUAAAAGGGUGUUGGCGGACGGCGGGAGGUCUGACCUCUUCCUGACCUGCGACCUGCUCAAUUAUGACAAAGACUUAGUGGACUAAACAGACAUCAGAGGAAAAACAAAGGUGCUUUUCAACUCAGUCACCAACAUAACACUUCCUGACAAUCAAUGUAUUCUUUUUGAUUGGGUGUAAUAUUACUUUACUUUGUACCAUUAAUUUCUUCAUCAUUUUCUGACAUGUUUCAUUCAUUCAUUUUUGUUACCUAAAAACAAGUUAAUCUGAGAGACAACCACCAAAGUACUGUAAGGAUGUCGCUUGUGUCUGUUGUAAAUAGCUGUAAAAAUGUCAAAGUUGGAAGUGAGGAGGAUCACCAAGCAAGGAAGCCAUGAGGAUUGAACUGCUUUUCCUCUCAGGUGGGGAGAGAAGUUGGGAUAGUCAUGAAGAAGUGCACCUGUGUCUCACUGGAGUAACUGCUGGUUUUAUCUGUAAAAAUACUCAUACUUUUAGUUAUUAUUUAUGUAAACUUUCUGUCUACAAGUUGUUCAUUCAGACUCAUCAGAUCAGAUUUUAAAUCUGCAUCACUGAUUUGCAUGUUUCCUUCAAAAUAAAAGAAUGUAACUGAACCGUUUUUAACUUUC
This is a messenger RNA of Salarias fasciatus (jewelled blenny), 2481 nucleotides long. RefSeq names its product leucine-rich repeat-containing protein 14. Gene Ontology annotation, cellular component: cytoplasm. The transcript is spliced from 3 exons. The record is from RefSeq and is a predicted model, not a curated record. Lineage: Eukaryota; Metazoa; Chordata; Actinopteri; Blenniiformes; Blenniidae. Bases 275 to 1942 code for a protein of 555 amino acids. Gene Ontology annotation, molecular function: protein binding.